This is a messenger RNA of Brassica rapa (field mustard), 3282 nucleotides long. RefSeq names its product F-box protein DOR. The record is from RefSeq and is a predicted model, not a curated record. NCBI's taxonomy places the organism in Eukaryota, Viridiplantae, Streptophyta, Magnoliopsida, Brassicales, Brassicaceae. Gene Ontology annotation, molecular function: protein binding.
UGUGCUUUAAAUUUCAGUUAUCCAAUGCUUAUAAAACUUGUUCGAGGUUGAUUGUUUGUAGUUUCUAAAAUGGUUUUCGGUUUUUGAUUUUCUAAAAGUUACUUUUUUGCCUAUCAAGAUUUUUGAAAAAUAGAUUUCCUAAAUUUUAGAAAAACUAGAUUUUGAAAUAAUUACUUACUUCUUAGCAAAAACUAAAAACUACAUUUUCUUGGUUCCUUGAGCAAUGUAAGUGAUUUGUUUUCUUUUUUUUUUUUCUUUUUGCUGAAUUAAUAAUAUAUCUAUAUCUAUGCAUUAAUAUAGUAUAAACAACAAAAAUACAUUAGUGAUAACUAUUCCAAAAAUAGUAAGAAAAAAUAAACAAAAUUGUUUUUGUCUAUCAUGUAAAUUUAAAUUCUAAAAUUACAAAAUAAAAAUCAUCCAAACAAUCAUCACCUAAGUAAAAAGCAUUUGUACAUAUCAAUAACAUUUUAAAAAAUUUCAACAAAAUAAAAUUAAUUAUUUAAAUUUAAUUUAUGUAAAGUUUACAUGUUUUUUAAUAAUCUAUAGGUGUUAUUUGCCAAAAUUUAUAGUAAAUUUUUGCUAAUCAUAAAAAAAUCUUUAAUGUAGUAAGACUACUUUAUUAAUUAAAUGAUAUUUUAUUUAGAUUAAAAUAUUUGAAUUACAUAAAAAAAAUUUGUAACAAAAUUACAUAAUUUUUUUAUUUUACCAUUUAAAAAAAAAUAUACUUUUAUUUUUUAUAAAAUAUAAUUAUAAAUUAUCUAGAAUUAAAUCUACUUUAAAAUCUAGUUAUUGAAUAUUUAUUUUGUAAUAUUUAAAUUUCAUAAAAUUAUUAAUAUAGGAUUUUCUUAAUUAUCCCUAUAUAUUACAUGAAAUGUGUUAAAAUUAUAUUAAACAUAUAAAUAAAUAAAAAAUAUGUAGAAAUCAAUUUUUUUCAUGAUAAUAAUUAUAUAUUAAAAUUCAAAAAAAAAAAAUUACCAUUUAGGUUUUUAUAAAUCUAAAUUCUACAAUGAUGUUCGUGAAAUUGUUUUUGCAUUUAUAUAGAUUUAUGAUAGUUUUAUUUGUAAAUAUUGUUUCUGUUUUGAAAUAAUUUUAUCAAAUAAGUUUAUGUGUAUUUUGAUGCUAAUAUUUUAUAUUUUAUUAUUUUAGAGUAAAAUGUUAAUAAUAUUUUUAUAUAAAAUCAAAAACCAAAAACCAAAAUCUAAAGCAACCUUUCAUGAUUUUCAAAAAACUAAAAGCUACUGCAAAAUCAAAAACCAAAAAUUAAAAACUAAAAUCCAAAAUCUAAAAACCAAAAUCCAAAAACUAAAAACUAAAAUCCAAAAACCAUUAAAACAAUCAUCACCAAGCUUUUGUUUAAAUCAAGAGCUUUUGAUGGGUUUAAAGUUCUUUUACUCCUCAAGCUAAUUCGAUAAAAUAAUUUGUGUUUGACAAAAAAAUUAUAUUUGUCCAUUUUUCCAUGUUUUAAAUUUGAUAUAUUUUUAGCAUGUUUUAAGAAUUUUCUGUAACUCUUUUUUAUUUAUUUUUCUUAUCAAUAUAAUUAUUUUGCAACUUCAGUAAUUCGACUUUCAGAAUUUAUUUAGAGAAAUUUUUCUAGAUAGUUCUUUUUAGUUUAUUUUCGCAAAAAUGGACUUCCAAAAAGAAAACUAACCAAAUAAAUUUUAUUGAAUGGUAAAAAUGUAUUUAUACCUUUAGAGUUAAUUAAUCUAAGACUUAGGGUUUAGAGUUAAACGGUUAAAUUUUGGAGAUUUUUUCAAAUUUUUAAAAAUUAAAAUUAAAAUUUUCAAAAAAAAAAACUACUUUGGUCAUUUUAUUUUUUGAAAACUAUUUUUGUGACAAAAUUUUUUAAAAAAAUUAUUAGAGAGAAUUGCAUGUUUAAUUAUGUUUUAUAAACUGACCGACCACCUAUAAAAAAAAAUGGAAUAAAAAAAAGAAAUCUGCCUACUGCCGGGUCGGAUAAAAAAUCCAAUAUCCAUCGAAAUGUACAAAUACCAAAUAGUAACAUUUUUUAGUCUAGCAAAAAUCGCGGGAGGCUAGGGUUUAAAAUCAUCGUAUCCGCCAUGAAAACACGGCGGCAGCACGCCGCUGAGAACGCUCUAACAAUAUCUCGACGCAGUACACAAUCUCCGCUCUCCAUCGGAAACUCAGAGACGAUCCCAACUGAUCUCAUCAUCGAAGUCCUCUUGAGAUUGCCGCCUAAGUCUAUACCGAAAUGUCGAUGCGCAUCCAAGCUCUGGGACUCCAUACUCCGCCGCGCAGAUUUCACGGAGCUCUUCAUCACCAGGUCUCGUGCCCGUCCGCAACUCUUACUCUCCUGCGUAGAAAACGAGGAGCUGUUCUUAUUCUCGAUACCUCAAGAGGUCCAAAAUCAAGAUGUUGUAACCGCCAAUUAUCAUACGAGGUUCCCUUGUGGACGUUCCUCUAAAAUAAUCGGUCCGGUUCGCGGUUUAGUCUGUCUUACACAUCUUCGUAAGUACAAGAAAACGGCGCCGGUUAUAUGUAACCCUAGCACUGGUCAAUCAUUACCUCUACCCAACGUGAAGACCAGGAGUACUCUCGUGAACACUUUUCUUGGAUUUGAUCCAGUUGGUAAACAAUUCAAGAUAUUGUCCAUGACCACACGGGAUUAUAUCAAUUGUGAAGAGCAUCAAGUUCUGACUUUAGGGACUGAGAAAAAGAUGUCUUGGAGAAAGAUCGAAUGUUCUAUAUCCCAUUAUUUUAGGCAUAUUAAUCAUGGGAUAUGCAUCAAUGGUGUUGUAUAUUAUGUAGCUGGUCUCAAUGAACCUCCAAUGGCUAACGGUAUAGUUUGCUUUGAUGUUAGGUCUGAGAAGUUCAAAGUUAUUAAUAGAGAUGCUGAGAAACAUGAAUGGUCGAAGCAUAUAUCCAUAUGUCUGCCCCUGCUGUGGAAUAACAUAGUUGCAAAUGCCACUUUAUUCUUUGUUGGAGUCACUGGCACAGAUGAAAUCGUGUUGUCACCGAAGUAUGUAUCCGAGCCUUACUGUUUCUAUGUUUACUACUACAACAUCGAGAGCAAUGCAAUCAGAAGAGUUGAAAUCCAAGGAAUGGAUGCCUUUAGGCAUUGUCAAAUUCGCCUUUCUCUAAACCAUGUAGAGGACGUGAAGCUUUUGCAAUAUAUUUAGGACUUUAUAACAGGUCAUGGGGCCUUACUUCUCCUUAUGCUAUUUGAUGUAUUUUCUCUGUGUUUUGUUUUUUUUGUUGUGAUGGAUGGUCGAGACUGUAUCAAUCUCUGUGUUUACAAUUUAGCCUUUUGAAGUCUUCUCUUCA